Triticum turgidum subsp. durum (durum wheat) is the source of this 1263-nucleotide messenger RNA. Lineage: Eukaryota; Viridiplantae; Streptophyta; Magnoliopsida; Poales; Poaceae. The record is from the annotation of a GenBank genome assembly.
AUGAUUACUCUAGCAUCGACAAUCCCAACACAACAAACGUCAUCUCUCGACAACGACUACUCUUCCCACCCUUCAUCGGUGAAGGUGGCCUUCUUCUACAUCUCCCUCUACCUCAUCGCCAUUGCGCAAGGCGCGGACAAACCCUGUGGCCUGGCCUUUGCCGCCGACCAAUUCGACCCCGACCACCCCCAAGAAUGCGCUGCCCGUUGCUCCUUCUUCAAUUGGUGGUACUUCUCAAUAGCCAUUGGUAUUGCCGUUGCCGUCGCCUUAGUCAGCUACAUCCAGGAGAACCUUGGUUGGGGAAUUGGAUUUGGAUCUCUAUGUGUCAUCAUGAUCAGCGCCUUCAUUGUUUUCCUCCUCGGCAGCCCCAGCUACCGGCUCUAUGCGCCAACCCCAGGUUCCCAAAGUCCCUUCACCCGCCUCGCCCACAACAUUGCCACACUUUUCAGGAGCUUGAGCUUCUCCUUUGGGACAAUAAGGCAACACCAUCCAAAAGAUGGAGAUGACACGACCAAGUCGGAGGAGGUGCGUAGCGUGCUACGGCUGCUACCUAUCUGGACGGCGUGCCUGGCGUAUGGUGUUGUGUUUGCACACAUUAUGACAUUUUUUAACAAGCAAGGCCGCACCCUGGAUCGCCGCCUCUUUGGCAGUCUAGAGCUGCCGCCAGCCGCAUUGCAGACAUUUGGACCAGCAGCCAUCUUGUUGUUCGUGCCCAUAUAUGACCGUGUGUUGGUGCCAGCACUACGCUGCAUGACAGGCAAUCCUUCGGGGCUAACACCGCUGCAACGUGUGGGCACCGUCAUGGUUGUGUCACUAGCCACUAUGUGUGUGGCCGCAUUGGUGGAAGCCCGACGGCUAGAGACGGCACAUGAGUAUGGUCUAGUGGAUGACGCCCGAGCAACAGUGCCAAUGAGUUGGGUGUGGCUUGUGCCGCAGUAUGUGAUGAUCGGGGUGGCGGAUGUAUUUGCGAUGGUUGGGAUGCAGGAGUUCUUUUAUGACCAGAUGCCAAGCGACUUGCGUAGCCUUGGCUUGGCGCUUUACUUUAGUGUGAUGGGCAUUGGUGGCUUCAUCAGUGGCGCUCUGAUCUCCCUCAUUGACCGUGUCACCAGCAGCGGUGGCGGGGAUAGUUGGUUUGCAGACAACCUCAACCGUGCCCAUCUUGACUACUUCUACUGGCUGCUCGCUGGCCUCAGCGCCAUCGAGCUUGUGCUCUAUAUCCGCUUCACCAUCUCGUAUGUCUACAGGCACAAGAGCCUCCACUAA